GAACGAGCACGUUUAUUUGGACGUCAAUUUCGCCCCCACCUCUAUGGGCUCGUCGGGAGCACCGCCGGAGCCGGAGCCGCCGGCCGUGGCGGCGGCGCGGAAGCUGCACCACCUCCUCCGCUCCCGCGACCUUCGCCCGGCGCUCUCCUACCUCCGCACCCUCCCUUCCCCGCUCACCCUCCUCCCCAACCACGCCCUCAACGCCCUCCUCCGCGCGCUCGCCGCCGCCGGCCGCGUCCGCGCCGCCGCCUCACUCUUCCGCUCCAUCCCCUCCCCCACGCCGCACUCCUUCAACUCCCUCUUAGCCGCGCUCCUCCGGCGGGGCCGCCGCCGCGGGGCCUCCGCCCUGCUCGCGGCGUUCCUCCGCUCCCCCGACGCCUCCCCCGACGUCACCACCCUCAACACCCUCCUCCAUGGGCUUUCCACUGCCUCCCCGCGCCCGUCGGCUCCCACGCUCCUCAAGCUCUUCCGCUUCUUGCCAGAGACCUACGCCUUCGCCCCCGACGCCAUCACGUACAACUCUCUGCUAUCCGCUCUGUGCCGAGCGGGCGACCUGGCCACCGCGCGCAAGCUGUUCGACGGGAUGCGCGCGAGCGAAGGGGACGGCCAAAGUAGCGCCUUCCCUAAUGUUGUCACCUACACUACCAUGAUCAGGGCGUACUGUGCAAGGGGGCUUGCUGACGAGGCAUUGGCGCUCUUCAAGGUGAUGGCCGCAAAUGGUGUGCUGCCGAACAGGAUCACCUACAACACGAUGGUGCAGGGCUUCUGUGAGGCCGGAAGGAUGGAGCUAGUUAAGAAGGUGUUUGAGAUGGACUCGUUUAUGCCAGACACAUGCACAUUCAACACGCUAAUGGCUGCACAUUGCAGGGAGGGGCGGAUUGAGGAUGCAAUCAAGGUGUUUGAUCAAAUGACUGAGCUUCAUGUGAGACGUGACUCUGCAAGCUAUAGCAUGGUGAUCCGGGCAUUGUGUGAGAGCGAUGAGUUUGGUCGGGCUGAGAAGCUUGUGGAUGAGAUCUUGGAGAAGGAGGUGCUCAAGAAAAGAGGCGGUUCUGUACCGCUUAUCGCCGCGUACAACCCAGUGUUUAUGUACUUUUGUGAGAAUGGGAAAGCAAAAAAGGCCAGGGUGCUGUUCGGGCAGCUGCUGGAUAGGAGGAGCAAGGUUGAUUUCCAAGCAUUCAAGACGUUGAUCCUAGGACAUUGUAAGGAGGGAAAUUUUGCAGAAGGGUACGAGCUGGUGCUAUCAAUGUUAAAGAGGGAUCUUGUCCCUGACAACGAGUGUUAUAUUGCUGUAACAGAUGGCUUUAUGCAGAAGGGAAGGAUGAAAUCUGCUUGGGAAGCUCUUCACAGGAUGUUAAAUAGUGGCCUUCAGCCUAGCACAAGUACAUUCCACUCGGUUCUUUUGGGGCUUUUGAAGAAAGAUGGCUGUGCGAAAGAAGCUGCCGAUUUGAUUGAGAUAAUGCUAGAGAGGAAAAUCCGGCAGAACGUUGAUCUCUCUACUAAUAUGAUCGAUGUAUUGUUCAAAAGUGAUCUCAAUGACCGUGCAUACAAGAUUACUAAGCGUCUGUAUGAUAAUGGCUAUUACAUCAAGAUGGAAAAGGUAAUUGCAACACUUUGCGAGGACAAGAAGUUCAUAGAUGCAGCGGAGUUUACUUUGUUUAGCUUGCAGAAGCACCAUGAACUGGGUGUUGCAGUUCACAGUCUUGUUCUGGAUGGCCUCUGCAUGGACGGUAGAGCUGCAGAGGCAUUCCGCCUUUUCUAUGAGCUAAUUGAGAAUGGAAGCACUUCUGCUGUUGCUGCUCCCCGCAGCCUAGUCUUGCUUCAUCAUGCACUCAAGGAAGCUGGAAAGAUGAAAGAAGCUGAUUUUGUUGGUAAACAGAUGAGACGUGCCACUGCCAGAAUUAGGCAAAGGAGCUAAGAAUUUACUCCACAUUGUUCCAAAGAAAAACCUUGCAAACUCUUCGCAGCUUCAGUGCAGUGUGGUCUGGAAGAGAGAAAGGAUGCUGAAACUGGAUAUCAAGUUGGUUGCCUGAUCAGCUGACCAGCAAGGGAUUGAUGGUUAUUCGACAAGGGUUGUUUGAUGGUACAGGAUUGCAUUUGAAAUCAAAGGAUCGUCAAAUAGCUUGAUUUUCUUGGAGUUACCUCUAUCAUCAGAUAUUCAGAUGCAGAAGCACAUCUCAUGUUUGAUCCUCUAACAUACUUGAAACUUACGUCCGAGGGACGUCUAACGCACAUCGCUGGUCCUUUAGCAUCCGACGGCAAGUGCGAGGGCGCCGAUUGCCCCAGUCGGCAACACUGGACAAGCAAGGCCCAACAUUUGGCCUCAUCAUUCCGUGAGACUCUUGCAAAGUUCCGAAGCGCUCGCAGUCACAGCUCCCACUCCCAGCCAUCUGUCAGCCGCAUCCCAGCUCAGGUUCCCGGCGACAUGUGGAGGCUGCGGAGCUAGCGAGUCUGUUUCUCGAUUUCACUUGUGCAGAAACCUCUGUGCGGGCAGCAAGUAGGGGCACAAAAAGUCGUGCGAAAUUGGAGAUUGUUGCUGAUGUGAAUUUAGAGUGGAGUUCAAGAAUCGUGUGACUGAAUGUUAAAUUCAGGCUGUAACUGAUGUGAAUUGGGAUUGUAACUUGUGAUUGUGCACCACUGCUAGCUGUUAUCAAACUGCCAUUCUGAAUUCUGUUAUCAAGCUGACAACAUCAGUGAUAUGUUCUCAA
Molecule: messenger RNA, 2705 nt
Organism: Panicum hallii
Lineage: Eukaryota; Viridiplantae; Streptophyta; Magnoliopsida; Poales; Poaceae
Product: pentatricopeptide repeat-containing protein At1g02060, chloroplastic
Exons: 2
Coding region: 44-1915 (623 amino acids)
Molecular function (GO): protein binding
Source: RefSeq, a predicted model, not a curated record